Molecule: messenger RNA, 4165 nt
Organism: Limulus polyphemus (Atlantic horseshoe crab)
Lineage: Eukaryota; Metazoa; Arthropoda; Merostomata; Xiphosura; Limulidae
Product: inner centromere protein-like
Exons: 15
Coding region: 121-3633 (1170 amino acids)
Biological process (GO): metaphase chromosome alignment; meiotic spindle midzone assembly; positive regulation of protein serine/threonine kinase activity
Cellular component (GO): nucleus; midbody; kinetochore
Molecular function (GO): protein serine/threonine kinase activator activity
Source: RefSeq, a predicted model, not a curated record
GUAGUUUUGAUGUUAAUUCGUAUUAUUGUUACUAGGCCUAUGUUAUUGUUAAUGAUAAUGCUGAUCGAAACUUUCUAUGCAUAAAAGCUUCAUUGUACAUUUCUGUCACUUGCAAGUAUAAUGGACAGUGAAAUUUUCUCUAGACCCUUUGUUGAGUCUCAAAAACUCAUAAAUGAAUGUGUUGAAAAAUGGAACAACAACUUUGACUGGUUAAAAGAGAUCUAUGAAGAAGCCAAGAAAUCCCUGUCUGAUCCUAACCAACUUUACUUGCCAAAAACACCAUGCAUGAGGAGGAAACGUCAAGCCAAACUUCCCAGAAUUAGUGAAGAUGAUGGACCUUCAAGGAAAACAUUAAAAAAAAGAGAAAGAAAAAGUACUCCUGAUCAUGAUGACUCAAGUGCAGAAGAAAACAAGUCUACUCGUACACUACGACGGGCAGCAUCCCGAGCUGCAGUAUCAAAGAUUAAAGAAUCUUUAGAUCACGAAAAACUAGAUCCUUCAAAAAAAUGUAACCGUGAGAAACUUCAGAAGUAUAAUCAAGGACAAGUUUUACAAUCUGCUUCUGUAAUGUGUACAAAACUAAUUUCAGAAUCAGGUUUAUCUGAUGACACAGACAAAUCCCCAAAAGAGAACAAUUCUGAACAAGCUGAAUAUCGUGUAGAGAAUAAAUGCUGCCAAGAAUUGGAAGCAGGUCCAAUCAGUGAUUCUUCUGAAAAAGCUUCUGAGCCUUUGCAAAAUAAUUUAUUGGUUAUGUUAGAGGAUAUUUGCAACGAAAAGGAAAGAAGUAGGAGUAGAAAUGACAUCAAAUUUAAAGAUAAUAAGCAAGAGCCUACCAAUUAUUUAGCCUCACCUGAUGAUCAAUCAGAACCAACAGGAAACAGUAUUAAGAGUGAGAGCAGUGCUAAAGAAGAAAGUCAUUCAGGGUCAACUGUAAGUGCAGUGCAAAGUAUAAUUGAAACUAAAAUGUCUAAAAAACCUGUCUUAAACACUCCCAUGCAGAAUAAUCUCACUCCUAAAAACUGUACUCCUCUUGUUAAACCUAGAACCACUAGAGCUGCAAAAAAUAAAACUUUGAAUCGGUUAAACCCUGAGAAGUUAAACACUUCCACAGCAGCAGUAUAUUUAACAAGAGAUGCAUCCCCUUUUGUUUUAAAGAAAAUUAAUCAUACCCCCAAGGUUAAAGCACCAAACUACCAGAAAAAAAUGCCUAGUAAACAAAACCAGAUAUUUUCACCUUAUAAAAAAGAAAGCGUUAAGAAAAAGGUACAGGCAUAUGAAGAAAGAAUAGUAUCACCUUUUAAAAAGACAGCUUGUUCUAUCAAAAUCAUUGAAUCAGUAGCUGAGUCACCUACCAACAUAAUUCAAUCAAAUGCACACACUCCUAACCAGAUAAAUACAAAAGCUGUGAUUAAUGCUGUGGAAUUGAAGGAAGAAACACCUCUUGAGUACAGAGUUAAAAAGGUGUCGGAUGUUAACAAAGGUCAAAAUUCUCAACUUAUUUUAGCAAAAGCAGCUAGAAUGAGUGAAACAAGGAGAAGUACCUCGUUAAUGAGAUACCAUAUUCGUACAAGUUUGAAUAGGAUAACUCGUGCAAGUGCAGCUGCACGAAAGAAAUCAUUGAAAAGCUCUUGUAAACUUAGUACAGCUGAAAAAUAUCAAUCUUCAGUAUUACUUCAUUCAUCUGUGUCAUCUACGGAAUCACAAAAAACAGAGGAUUUGGUUGAAAACAAUAAAAUGGAUGAAGAAGGUGAUGUUGAAAAUAGUGUAGCAGAGUCUAUAAACAAACAAAAAUCUGAUGAACUACACGAUGUUGAAGAGAACAAAAAGGAAUCUAAGAAAGAUGAACCCUCUGCUACUGAGGUCAAUAAUGAAGAGAGUGAUGGGGAUAUUGCAGAAGAUAAAGGAGCAGAAGCAGAUGGAGAAGAUGAAGGAGAAAGUGAUAUAGAAUCUUCUCAUACAACGAAUGGCUUCAGGCACAGAGCACCUAAGAGAUCAUACACUGAAAAGAAUAAAGAAGAUUCAAACAUUAAUGAAUUUAAAAAAAUGAAGAUGACAACAGUCCUAAAUUCAGAUCCAGUGGUAAUUUUGGAUCAUCUUGACAAAGACUUAGUUAAAAGGUUUUCUGAUACAGACAAUGAAAACUAUAAUCGUGACAAAGAAAAUGCAAGUCCUUUGGUUACAGAAAUAGAUAGUGAUGGUUAUUUGACUGCUUCUAGUGAUCCUAAUUCAGCCAUUCCUACAUCUGAGGCACCCACUCCAGUAAAAAAAGUGUUUGCUCAUCCCCUGGGUCAGAUUGCAAGUAGUAAUAAUCAGAUACGGACCAGUAAUACCAAGUUCUCAAGUGGACAGAAAAGUUUGCGAUCUGGAGGAUCGUCUUCGAAUAAGGUUUUACAUAAAGGACACCUCAGUAGAGUUCACUCCUUGAAGAAUGAUUACAGUGGAUAUACUUCCAGUGGUAGUAGCAAUAAGAAUACUCCUCAGUCAGGAAAGUCUCGCCUUUUUCCAGCUAACAUUGUGACAGGCGUUUCAUCUUUCAUUAAGUCCCGUGGUACUCCUCAGAGUUUGACAAUUAAAGAACGAGAAUACCAAAAACAACUGGAAAUUCAAAAGAAACAACAGAAAGAACAAGAAAUCCUUCGUAAGCGAGAACAAAUUCUUAAGCAGAAGAUUGAAGAACAAAAGAGGAAACGAGAAGAAAGAAUGCAGAGAGUGAUUGAAAAUAAAAAACAGCAAGAAAAGGAACAAGAAGAUAAAAUUCGUCAUCUUGAACAACAACAAGCAGAACAGUUAGCCCUGAAAGAAAAAGAAAGGGAAGAACGCCGAAAAGAAGAAAUGAAAAAGAAGCAAAUUUGGAGAAAGAAAAAAGAAGCAGAAAUUGAAGAGCGACGUCAGCAAGAAGAAGAUGCUCGAUUAACCAAAUUAAGGGAACAGGAUGAAAUUGAAAGACAAAGACUUCAAGGACUUGAAAAACAGAAACAGGAAUUUGAGAAACUUAAGGCAAUUAUCAACCAGCACAACAACAAUCUUCAGCAGAAAGCCAUAAUGAACAGUAUUUUUACAAAAGAGAAACCUGAGGCUCAAAAAAAAAUGGAAUGCAUUGUGAACGUGCCCAAAAUUGAUUCUGUAACUUGUAUAACGUCACCAGAAGAUCUGAAAUCUGGAAUGGUAACCAACGAGAAUUCACCAGCAGAGUUGAAUUCUACCUAUGUUAAAGGAAAAGAUGAACCAGCUCAGGAAAGUAUCCCGAAAUCUGAACUAAACAAAACAUACAUCACAGAGGAAAAUGAAAAGGAAGUGAAUUGUUAUGAAAUGACACCUCAGCGACCAGCUCAGUCUCAAAAGCUAAAAAAUCCAGAUAACUAUGACAUUGGGGAUUUAAAGUCAGAUGAUGAAACUGAUGAUGAGGCAGACCCAAAGAAACAAAUACCUCAGUGGGCACAAGGGUUUCAGUUACGAGCUGCCUUAAUUAACCAGACAUACAAUCCUCCAAAUAUCCAUGAACUCUUUGGUGACAUUAUACCACCAGAUUUGACCCAAAUGUUCCCAGUACAGCGUCGAAGAUUCCACAAAAGAACCAGUUCAGCUCUGUGGCAUUCUCCUGUUAGACCCCAGAUGACAAUGACAAAAACGUGAUAAAUGUUGCUGCUAUGCUGACCGAGUGUGUUAGAUUGGACAAGUUUUCACAGUCAUCAGGAGGAUGUUUUUUCCAUUGUAAUUAAUGUUUAAAAUGUUAAAGGAUUCUCCAUAGAUUCUUUGUUUACUUCCCUAAUAAAAAUAAGCUUUAUUUAACCACCAAAUCAGGCUUUGCUACUUGUUUAAAAAAUUGAUGGUUAUGUGGGAACAGUGAAAGAAUGUCCCUAAGAAAAGUAUGGGGCUAAGAUGGGUUUUUUACCAACAGCCAUUCGAAAUGUUCACCAUACUUUCUAAAUCAUUACAGUUGAGCAAACAUUUUGAAGCAAUUAUUGAUUAUUAGAAAAUCCUAGAAAGGCACAAGACUCUAAGAUCAAGUUCACAAUAAAAUAAGAUAUUCUUCAUUUAAGAAACAUUGAAGUAUCUAAGAAGAAUCUGAUAACAUUUUGAAAUUCGUAUUGAAUGUUUUAUAAUUUACUAAAACAUCUCUGUACUGUCAUGCUAUACUGUCAUAAAUAAACUGUAGAUGUGAAAA